GACUUUGAGAAUGGUCAUUUGUAGGUUUCUGAACCUUCCUGGAUGGAACAUGGUAGGUUUGGUGAAACUCCACCUCUUAAAAUUUUUAAAGAAGAUCACCUUUGGUUCUCUGAAAGAGGCAGUUAAUUGGAAAUUCUAACUGCCUAGCCUUUAGAUUUUCCAAGCCCACUUCUGUACUUGGUAGCAGCUGAUUGGCUGUUACUAAAGUUAAGUGGACCAUUAAACCAGUAAACUGAAAAUUUGGACCCGAGUCUUCUUUCUGAGCCUGAAUGGAAGAAAGCUUGGGAAAACACAACAAAGAAAGGGGCAAGUGAUCAGGCAUCUACUCUUAGGAAGCAGUCACGAUGGAAUUGCCACUUUUAUAUAUUAUAAUUUUACUUUUGACCAUAUUUGACCUUUCAUCAGGAAUAAUAUAUAAUAAAGGUGAUAUAGAGAAACACUUUGCUUGUGCCAGUGAAGGGAUCCCCCCAAAGAAUGAAAUAAUCAAGCUGUACCUUUCUUCCAAUGACUUGAAAAUCCAGUGUUUUUUACUAUCUGAAAGUGGGCAUACUUCGCAGGAAUUUCUAGGUGUGUUCACAUCAGGAGGACUCGCUCCCAGCUUGGAAAUUAUAAAUAGUACAUAUACAGGCAUCUUCCACUUUAACUUAACUUUGUUCAGUGAUCGACUUUACUGGUUGAUUGAAAUUCCCAGAGAAAACAUUACGAAAAAUACAGAUAUCGCAGCUGUAGAAGAAUGGUUAGUAAGGAUCACAUUACAACACGGAUUACAUAUUUAUACCACUGAAGGAACACUAUUGGAUAAUGUCCGAGAACCUAUUCUUCAGGGGGAUCUCGGGGCCAUAAUGACAAAAAAUGAUAUCAGCAAAGUGUAUCAGCACGUGAUAGACCUCAAAGUGGCAAAAUGCCCCUGUGCUAACGAUGUAGCGUUACUUGGCUUCAUUCUGAAUGAAACCUACAACGGUAUUUACAUAGGCCUCAGUUUUUCUGGAUUUUGGAAUUACAGUGAUACCACGUGGUAUAACCUGACAGAUACGAUCUAUUCCCAAGUUGGAGAAGAACACACAAAGCUUUCAGUGGUGGAUAUGGUUUUAACCAAUCACUUUUUAGUUAUCCUCACCUCUCUGGGUCUUUUUGUAAGUGGAGAUCUCCGUUAUCCAUCAUCCUCUGUCUUAACGUUUUCAAGGGCAGACUUUUGUGGUUUCGAAAGGGUUGACUAUGUCAAAGGAAAAUUGUGGUAUAAUGAAAAAUGUUUUGCCAACAGAGAACACUUUGAAGUUGAUUAUGUUACGAUCACCUUUGAGAGAAACAGGACCCUAAGUGAGUCAAGCUCUUGUUUUUACAGCAAAGAACCACUCCGUCAAUGGUUACCUUGCUUACCUCACAUUUUAAAAGGAAGGAAAACUAUCGCUUCAACUCUGGUAACGUUUCUUGUUGACCAAGAGCACAGUGCUGGAGUCUACCUCUUCUCCAACCAGAAAACCACCACUGUCUCUGUGAGCACCCUAAAAAAUAACAAACCAGGAUUAAAACCAAAAUUUCCACUUUUCGUAUUUCCUUCAUCAUUCUCUUCUCCUGUUGGAAUGGUAUUCCAUCCGCGAAGCCAUUUUCUGUAUGCUUAUGGUGAUCAGGUAUGGUUUUCGGUCGACGGCGGCAACACUUUCGAAUUUUUAGCGGACUUUCACGAUGAUAUCAUAGAGAACACUUACCAUAGUUUUUAUACUUCAGAUAUUACUUUUGUCUCCCAAAGUGGAAAUGUUUACUUGACGAAAGCGGGAUUAAGAAGAUAUAGUAAAAUCGGAUCUAUUAAUGACAAUAUAUUCACAUUAUACUAUGACCACAUGGGUUUCAUACAUAAACUGACUCCAGACCAUUUUGAAGCUGGUGGGUCAUUUGCAGCCUUUGGAAAUUCUAAAGGUAUUUUUGGACAGCCUCCUGACAUGGGCUUCGAAACUGCACUCGCGCCACAGUUUAUCACUUUAAAAGAAGUGGUUUUUUUUGCGUACGUCCCCACAAACGAACCUCAGGAAAGUAGAUACACCAAGAAAUUCAGCAACAUCCACUUGGGAAAAGUGAUACACUCCAGGAAAACUGGAACAGCUUAUAUAAGAGAGAUACUACAACAUAACCUUACCGAAGGAUUUUUGUCCUCUAUUAUUGUGGAAGUGAUAGACCCUUUUGGAAUAGAAGAAGUGAACGAGAGCUCUUGUUUGUCUAGUUCCCUUUCCAUUACUCAAACUGGCAAUGUCACCUAUAAACUUACUCUUCAACCGCAAACCUCAGGUACCAUUUCUUCAUUUCAAGAUCUGGAUGUGGAGAAGACCGUGGUGAUUCCUGGUUACAGCAGUUUCAUGAUCAUAAGCAUUUUAGAUGAUAAGAAUGCUUUGGCUAUUGCUACCAUGCCUGCAAAAGUACUCAACAAUAUGACCGUCCCCAAAGACUCCUGGUUCCUAUACAACUUUGGGCACAGGAAUGGACGAAUGUGGAAAAUAUAUGCAAAACCAUGUAAUUACUGGUUUCAACAACAUGAUGAUUCCCUAUCCCUCAAUGUCCUGAAAUACAUUGAUCUGGGGAAGUCUCAUACUUUAAAAGUUAAGGUCAUACCUAAUACAAAAGGUGUUCGAACACUUGAAAUACCACUACUGAAUGUCAUUGUUGGAAACCCAAAUUUGUUAGAAGUUAAAACUGAAGGCUCUUUCGAUGAUACUGAUAGUUACGUAAUGAAAAUUUCUGCAGCUAGCAAAGCUUUACGUCAAGGUUCAACCUCAUUGGCAUUAGUUGUCUGGGGAGCAUCUACUGAGUGCUUUGUCACAACGGUCGUGCCAACAUUGAAAAACAGCUGUAGUUAUCUCAAAUCCAUGCAUCAUAUUCCGAGUAAGCCUAUCCCACUGGAAGACUGGACUAGUGGCAUUCACAAAGACAGUCAGGGGUUCAAUAUGAUCAAAACUUUGCCGGUCAACUACCGGCCUCCAUCUAAUAUGGGGAUUGCCAUUCCCCUCACAGAUAAUUUUUACCAUGCAGACCCUAGCAAACCCAUACCGAGAAAUCUAUUUCCUAAGUCAAAGAAAUCUGGUAAAUUCAAACAGUGUGCUAAUGCGUCUACUCGGGAAGAGUGUAAUUGCACAAAUGAUCAGAAAUUUUCACAUGCUGUUGCUUUCUCAGACUGCAGAGAAAAGGUUCCUCGUUUUAAGUUUCCAGUUACACAAUAUCCAAUUUCUUUGGAAAUUUACAGUGAGGAUGGACAUAUCCCAGUGGAAAUGCCGUAUCUGGUUACCGUGACUGAAGUGAACAGGAGGGAAAAUUGGAACCUAAAACACAGUGUACCAGAGAAUGUAAAAAAAUUGAAAGAUUACUUAGAACCACGUCUUGAUGCUCCAGUGUAUAAUCCUUUAGGCCUCAACUUAAGUAUAAAGGGCUCUGAACUUUUUCACUUCAGAGUGUCUGUUGUUCCAGGCGUCACUUUUUGCAACUUAGUUGAAGAAUUUCAGAUUUAUGUUGAUGAAGUACCAUUGCCGUUUCCGGGACACACACUUAUUGCUGUGGCCACAGCUGUAGUGCUGGGGGCAUUGAUUUUUAUAACAUUUAUGCUUCAAAUACGUAACAUCCACCCAGGUGAUAUGUUCCAAAACUUUAUGACAACAAACAAAGUGAACUUAUCAAAUCUCAGCAUCAAUCAGCUGCCUUAUAGAUGAAAAUCUGAAUAGUGAACAAACAAUAAUCACAAUUCUCUCUUUAUUUCCUGUUUUUAUUAGACAAUUCCUAGAACAAUAUGUUUAAAUGUGAAUAUAAAAAUGAGAUAAAAUGCUAUUACCAUUCAACUCAUUAUAACUCAAAUUGCUAUUUGUCAGUGUGUUUACCAUUCUGUGUUCCUAUUUUAAAUACAUGAAAAAUUACUUA
This is a messenger RNA of Panthera uncia (snow leopard), 3894 nucleotides long. RefSeq names its product cation channel sperm associated auxiliary subunit beta (gene CATSPERB). Bases 345 to 3689 code for a protein of 1114 amino acids. The transcript has 27 exons. The record is from RefSeq and is a predicted model, not a curated record. Gene Ontology annotation, cellular component: CatSper complex; cilium. NCBI's taxonomy places the organism in Eukaryota, Metazoa, Chordata, Mammalia, Carnivora, Felidae.